This is a messenger RNA of Labrus mixtus (cuckoo wrasse), 8139 nucleotides long. RefSeq names its product nuclear mitotic apparatus protein 1 (gene numa1). Gene Ontology annotation, molecular function: microtubule binding. NCBI's taxonomy places the organism in Eukaryota, Metazoa, Chordata, Actinopteri, Labriformes, Labridae. Gene Ontology annotation, cellular component: centrosome; spindle pole; spindle microtubule. The coding region runs from base 141 to 7673 and encodes 2510 amino acids. The transcript has 24 exons. Gene Ontology annotation, biological process: establishment of mitotic spindle orientation. The record is from RefSeq and is a predicted model, not a curated record.
GUUUCUUUCGUAGCAGACGCUUGAUAUAAGCUGUCGAAGAGGCUGUUUUUCUCUUCCAAGAACUGUUUUAGACGACAUAGUAAAACUGGACUAAGUUUUUAAAGAUUUAAAGGUUGAAAUCCUUUGGAGAUAAAGCCAAAAUGACGAUUAAUUUGGGCAUAAAGGCUCUUCUCGGUUGGGUUAACAACAUAAAACUGUCAGAUCGAGAGUUAACCAUUGACGACUUACAAGAUGGGACUAUCUUAUUGAAAAUCAUCUUUAUGCUGAAAAAGGAAUCUGGCACCAGUUUCAGCAGUUGUAUCGAUGAUAACUUCCGACUCAUUGCAGACUUUAUUGAAAGGGAUUGCAGAUUUAGUGGAACCAAAGGCACUUCAUUGUCUUGGGACAGCAUAAGAGAUGGAGUCAACCUUACAAUUGAAAUUGCAAAGGUGCUUUUGUUGCUGGUGUACCAUGACAUCAUGAAUGACCGCUGUACUGUGAACAUGCUUGACUGUGAUGUGGAGCGAGAGAUAGCAAACCUAACUACUUCCUUUGUGAUGGAGAGCGACGGCUGUGUUAAUCUGAGCAAUGGACUUGAUGCCUAUUUAGCAAGGAGAUAUUUACCCGUGUCCCGUGAAGUAUUUGAGCAGUCGGCAACCACCUCCAGCGUGUCUACCUGUACCUCCAGUGUGUCAUCUCUGUCAGAUGACGAGUCCCCCAUGUUCUUCCGCAAACAGAAAAUCACAUUUGUGGACAUGCAAACUGUGGCUUCUUCUUCAGUCAGCAAGUCUCCUCUGCAGGAUAUCAUGAACACACCUAAGUUUCAGUUGAGGAAGGUGCAAAGACAGAUGAUCAAAGAGAGAGACUACAGGGAUGGCUUGGAGAGGGAGCUGGCCAGCAAGCUUGCACUCAUCUCACAGAGAGAGUCACAGAUUAACCAGCUGCAGUACCGCCUGGAUAAGCUCAAAGGAGAGCAAGGUGACCAGGAGCAAGCUAUCAGGGAUAAAAUCAAUGAGUUUGAGGACAGGAACAACACGUUACAGAUGCGUCUUAAUGAGAUGAUGAAGCAAAACAAAGACUUCAAGAGUACCUCCUCUCUUAUGGAGCGGAAAGUGGAUGAGCUGACAGAGGAAAAUGGUGUGCUCUCUUCCCAGAUGAGAGCAGUGUGUUCACAGUUGGCUGUCUAUGAGGCAGAAGUUGGCAGGCUGUCAGAAUCCCAAGCGUCUACUCAGGAGGAAUGGCGAAGCAAAGAAAUCCACCUUGAGUCUGAACUCAACGAAGUUACGGCUCAAAAGGAGCUUCUGACAGAACAGAUCCAGAUCCUCCAUGGAAAGAUUUCCUGUUUGGAGGAUGAAAUAAGCAGGGCCACCCAGGAAGAAGUAGGAGAGAACAUGGGACCAGUGAUCGAGAGAGAAAAGUUUGAGACUGAAAUAAACAGUUUGAGGAGUGAGUUGGAGAGCACAGUUGACUCCCUGAAAAAGGCUGAGGAGGACGUUCAUGCCAAAGCACAACAGCUUUCAGAGUAUCAGCAAGAAAUUUCUCAACAGAAGGAUCUCCUUAAGCAGCAGAAGGCCAAAACAGAAGAAAUGCUUGAAGCAAAAGAUGAAAUUCUUGAUCGUUUGCAAAAGCAGAUCACAGAGCAGAGAGCCGUCCUCCAGGAAGAGAUCCAGGAUCUCAAGCUUCAGCUGCAGCAAGCUGAGCAGCAGAACAUUGAACAGAUUUCAAGACUGCAGACGCAAAUAACUGCUUGUGAACAAGAUGUUGAAAAACUAAAGGAAAUUAAGAAAGAGAAGGAAGACCUUCUCCAACAGACUGAAGAACGAGUUAAAGAUCUUGAGACAAAGUUAUCUGCUGCAAGUUCUCUCCUGGCUGAUAAAGAGCAACAUAUUACUGGUCUUAGGGAAGAAAUUGACAUUCUUACAGAUGAAACCAAAACAUCUAAAAAUGAAAUUCAAGCCAAAGAGGAAAAGCUUGCUGAAUUACUUUUGGAAAAGUCUUCUGAGCAAGAAAUCCUUAAUAAUAAGAUACAGACUUUGACAGCCAAAAUGGAAGAACUCAGCUCAACUCUCAAACUGGCUGAGCAGGAAAUCCAACUAAAGCAAAACCUCCUGACUAAAACCCAAGAAGAAAAUAUCCAACAAAGAGAGGGACUCCAAAAACAGAUCAUCACCUGUGAAGAGGAGGUUCAGAGGUUAACCCAAGAGAUUCAGGUAAAGAAUGAUCAGCUUGUUGUUCUGAGGAAUGACAGCUCUCGGCAGUCUGAAUUGCUGGAGCAAGAGAUAAUAGGUCUAAAAGGCCAGCUAGAAAGUCUGAAUGAGUCUUUCAGAAAGGCUGAGGGACAAGUUCAGGCUCAGGAGGUUUUGCUAAAUAAGCAGGAGGAGGAAAGUGCACAUCAGGCAGAGCUCCUGAAGCAACAAUUGUCUGCUUCAGAAGAGAGGAUAGAGAACAUGAAGGAGGAGAUCAGGACUAAAGAGGAACAGAUGAACACGUUGAAAAAACAAAGUUCCGAACAGUCAGAAGAACUACAUCAAGAGAUCCAAGAUUUGAAAAAAGAAUUCGAGACUCUUAGUUCAUCGCUAGCAAAAGCCGAGGAGAAUUUGCAAUCAAAGGAAAAUCUGUUUGCUGAACAGCAACUGCAGCGCACCCAGGAUAUUGAGACACUCCAGAUGCAGAUGAAAGCAUCUCAAGAUGAGGUGAAGAGGCUAACGGCAGACAUUCAUGUGAAGGAGAAGAAGUUAAUUCUGCAACAGACAGAGUCCUCGUCACACUCAGAAGGGCUACAGGAUGUAAUACAAACUCUCAGGGACCAAGUUCAAAGUUUGAAUGAAUCUCAGAAAACUACAAUGGAGCACUUACAGGCUAAAGGAGACCUGUUGUCUCAGAAAGAGACAGAGAUUUCUCAGGAAAAGGAUACAUUUCAGAACAUGAUGAAAACCUGUGAAGAGGACAUAAGAGGGCUUAGGGAGCAGAUCCAGACUAAAGAUGACCAGCUGGCCACCUUAAAACAAGAGGGCUCCAAACAAUCUGACAAGCUACAAGAAGAGAUCAAAUGUCUCUCAAAACAACUUGCCGAUAUGGGCGAGUCUCUCACAAAGGCCGAGGAGCAGGUUCACACCCAGGUAGCUGUGCUUUCCAAACAGGAAGAAGAGAAUGCUCAUCAGAUGCAGCAUCUGUCAGCUUCUGAAGAAGAGGUGAGGAAAAUGAAACUGGAGAUCCAAGCGAAAGAGGAACAGAUGACACUGCUGGAGACUGAGAGCUCAGAGCAGAAGGAGCAACUAAAUCAAGGGAUGCAAGAUUUAAAGAAACAGGUUGAAAAUCUUUGUUCCACUCUAGGGGAAGCUGAGGGAAACUUGCAAUCCAAGGAAAAUCUGUUUGCCGAACAACAACUACAGAGCACCCAAGCAAUGGAGGCGCUUCAGACGCAGAUGGUGGCAUCUCAAGAUGAGGUGAAGAGGCUAAAUUUGGAGAUUCUUGCUAAGGAGGAACAGCGAAUUCUGCUGAAAACUGAGUCCUCGUCACACUCAGAAGGGCUACAGAAUGUAAUACAAACUCUCAGGGACCAAGUUCAAAGUUUGAAUGAAUCUCAGAAAACUACAAUGGAGCAGUUACAGGCUAAAGGAGACCUGUUGUCUCAGAAAGAGACAGAGAUUUCUCAGGAAAAGGAUACAUUUCAGAACAUGAUGAAAACAUGUGAAGAGGACAUAAGAGGGCUUAGGGAGCAGAUCCAGACUAAAGAUGACCAGCUGACCACCUUAAAACAAGAGGGCGCCAAACAAUCUGACAAGCUACAAGAAGAGAUCAAAUGUCUCUCAAAACAACUUGCCGAUAUGGGCGAGUCUUUCACAAAGGCAGAGGAGCAGGUUCACACCCAGGUAGCUGUGCUUUCCAAACAGGAAGAAGAGAAUGCUCAUCAGAUGCAGCGUCUGUCAGCUUCUGAAGAAGAGGUGAGGAAAAUGAAACUGGAGAUCCAAGCGAAAGAGGAACAGAUGACACUGCUGGAGACUGAGAGCUCAGAGCAGAAUGAGAUACUAAAUCAAGGGAUCCAAGAUUUAAAGAAACAGGUUGAAAAUCUUUGUUCCACUCUAGGGGAAGCUGAGGGAAACUUGCAAUCCAAGGAAAAUCUGUUUGCUGAACAACAACUACGGAGCACCCAAGCAAUGGAGGCGCUUCAGACGCAGAUGGUGGCAUCUCAAGAUGAGGUGAAGAGGCUAAAUGCGGAGAUUCUUGCUAAGGAGGAACAGCGAAUUCUGCUGAAGACUGAGUCCUCGUCACACUCUGAAGGGCUACAGCAGGAGAUUGAAAAUCUGAGUCAACAAAUAAAAACUGUGACCACUACUCUUGAGCUAGCCAAGGACCAGGUUCAAGCCAAAGAAGACAUGAUGGCCAAGCAGGAACAGGAGAGCACUUUGCAGAUUGAAGCACUCAGAAAGCACAUUUCCCUCCUUGAGGGGGAGGUUAAUCAGCUAAGGGAGGAAAUGCAAACUAAAAAGGCUGAGGUAGAGAUCCUAAAGACACAAAGUUGCAAGGAGUCUCAGGAACUACAGGAUGAAAUACAAACUCUCCAGGUCCAAGUUCAAAGUUUGACUGAAUCUCUGAAAACUUCAAUGGAGCAGCUGCAUGCCAAAGAACACCUGCUGACUCAGAAAGAAAUGGAGAUUUCAGAUGCAAGUUGUAAAUUUCAAAACAUGGUGAAAACCUGUGAAGAGGAGAUACGAGGACUGAGUGAGCAGAUCCGGACUAAAGAUGAACAACUGACUACAGUAAAACAAGAGGGCUCUAAACAUUCAGACAUGCUAAAGCAAGAGAUGGAAUGUCUUAAAAACCAACUAGCUGAUAUGGGUGAGUCUCUCUCAAAGGCUGAGGAGCAGGUGGAGACUCAGCUAACUGUGCUUUCCAAAAAGGAAGAAGAGAUUGCUCGUCACAAGGAACUUCUCUUGGCUUCUGAAGAAAAGGCUAGGAAGAUAAAAGAGGAGGUACAAUCUAAGGAGCAACAGAUGAUGCAGCUGAAGACUGAGAGUUCAGAACAGUCAGAUUUGUCACACCAAGAGAUCUUAACUUUAAAGACGCAGCUGGAGACUCUUGGCUCCUCAUUGACGAAGACCAACGAGGAUAUACGAUCCAAGGAAGAUCGGUUGGCUCGACAACAACUUGAAAAUACUCAACAGAAGGAGGCCCUCCAAGGUCUGCAGGAGAAAGUCAAACAAGUGGAGAUUCUGCAGGAACAGAUGAAUUCACGUGAAGAAGAGAUUCACAAACUAAGAGAAUCACAGAGUGAGAAAGAGAGCCUUCUUCUCAGGGCUGAGGAGAAGCUUCAGAUCCUCGAGACAGAGCUGUCUGCUGCCAACACGCUUCUAUCGGAUAAAGACCAAAAUCUGGUCACUCUCAGGGAAGAGGUUGCUGCCCAAGCUAACUUGGUUCAAAAAACAAAAGAGGAAUCUGAAGCCAAUGACAAACGGAUGGCUGAGAUUAAAGGGGAGAGCUCCAGACAGACAGAUUUUCUGCAACACGAGAUCCAGGAUCUAAAAGGGGACUUGGAAACGAUUACUCAAAAACUUCUGGCCAAAGAACAGAUGUUACACGAAACUCAACAGGAAGCUUCUCGGCAAAUAGAAGUCCUCCAGAAACAGCUUGUCUCAGUAAAAACAGAGACCAACGCUGCACAGGAGCUACAGGUUGAAACUGUAAAGGAAAAAGAGGCUCUUGUUCAGGAAAAAGAAGCACUCAUGUCCCGGAUACUCCAGGCUGAAAUGGGCCGGAAAGUUCUUGAGACACAACUUGAAGCCACGGAGAGGGAGAACCUAGCUUCUCGUAAACUGGAAUCUGCACUACAGAAGGAGCUGGAAUUAUUGAAAUUGGAAAAAGACAAAUUAUUGAAAGAGAGAGAAAAAGCUGAUGAAGCUGAGAUGCUAAGGCGUGACCUGCAGGAACAGCUCUCGGCUAAAACAGAGGCUGUCGAACACUACAAAGCACAGAUGGAGAAGGCAGUGAGUUUCUACAAUGGCAAGAAGCAGCUUCUGCAGGAAAGCCAAGAUCAGGUGGCCGAACUCAAGAACUCCUUGGAGGGUAAAGAGCGGGAAGUCAAAGCCGUUACCGUGGAGAACAAGAUACUUCAACUGGAUCUGGAGAAGGUCCAAAACAAUGAGAAGAAAAUGAGUAGCAAAGUGGCCAGUUUGGAGGCACAGCUGGCCUUUGCUGACCGUAACCUGCGAGCACAAAAUAAGAUUCAUGGAACUGAAAGAAGUGCAACAGAGCCCUGUUACUUGGAGAUUCCCAGUGGACACUCAAGUGUUCAUACUAGAGCAGAAGUGAGGAGGGUCAUGAGCUCUGACAGCCUGGACCAGAGCUCUCUGGAGGACUCCCUGAACACCACAAGGAAACUGUCUGCACCUGGUGAAUCAAGCACACCGCUUGUUCGCAGUUCGGAGCGCUUGGCAUCCAAACGUCAAGGCCUGCAGGCUGAGUCACUAGAAACCCUGUACUUCACACCAAUAAACAACAAGCAGAUCAACAGGACUGGUACAGAACACAGAAUGGAAUUUGAUUCGUCCUGUAAAAACCCAACUUCAUCGGUCAAACGACGCAGGACCACACAGGUUAUUAACAUCACCCUGACAAAGAAAACUCCGGGCGGCAGUGGUGACGGUGAUGAGACUUUCUACAGUCUGGCUUCAGCACGCUCCCAGCCAAACCUCUCCGGUGCCCACUCUGCCCGACCUGUGUCUACAGAGCUGUUUGAAACUCCUGCCAAAAUGACCGGCGCAGCUAGCGACCAGCUCAUUGGUCUUCCAGGGUACAGAAGGAGCACAAUUCACUCACAGCCAACAGGCACAUUCUGUGUGGGGGCAGAGAACGAACCAGAUGGUGGACCUGAUGAUUGGAUGAGGCUCGCUGAGCUUCAGGCAAGGAACAAAGCCUGCCUCCCUCAUCUAAAGAGCAGCUACCCUCUGGAGUUUGAUGCGGGCAAUGUCGGUCCUUACCGCUUCACAGACGAAGAACUCCGUAUGGGCGACCCGUCUGACACAAUCCGUCGGGCGUCCAUGAUGCCUGGCCAGCUGCAAGACUCUCUCACCUCCCAUCGACACUCGAUCAUGUUGGGACACUCGGCAGCAGCAGCCAAUACUCGCUCACACCGUCUGUCUCUGAUGCCAGGACAGCUGCCAUCUAGAACUGUCAGCUCCUCUCAGCUGAGAAGCCCGAAUGGCUCGAAGCGGUCUGCAUCUACUCUGUCUGUUCAUCAGAUGUCACCAGAGAAAAAGGUGAAGGCCAGCUGCUUCCCUCGUCCUCUAACUCCCAAAAACAAGAACGUGAUCAAUGGGUCGUCCAGCUCUCAGCUUCGCCCUGCUCUAAGUCCCGCUGACCGGAGAGAGUCUAUGAUGUUCUCUAUCGAAAACACCCCUAAAAACAGCAGCUACCUGAAGAAAGGGCUGAACAAACUGCGUGGCUCCACUCGAAAAUCUCCAGGCAAAAGUUCUAAAAAGUCUCCUGCUCAAACAUCCUCUCGUAAGGGCCAGGAGAACAAACCAUCAGGAAAUCCUCGCGCUAGGGUCGGAGGGGCCGGCAGACUAGGCAGCUUCAAGUCACCCCAGGUGGCAACCAAAGGACAGAGAAAGUCUCCACGAGCAACCAGCUCCACUGCAAAGUCCCCUGGGCUGACUUCAAGUGCUCGCAAGAUGAUGAGCAGGAUGAAGGUGUGAGGACUGGUUUCUAAACUGGAGUGGUGAUCUUUUAAGGUUCUACGUUGUAUCAAUUUUUAACAAUCACAAUCACUUUUUUCAUUUUAUUGUAUAUCUGGAGUUUUUAAAUCUUGUCUUAAUCUGUUUUUUUUUCUUCUCUGUAUUAUAUUUACAUGUUUGUCAAUAAAAAGAUUGAAAUGACACAUUGUGGUAAGAUUGUGCCUUUGAACUGAACAUACCCCCACGGAUAAUUCCACAAUUAGCUCUAUAAAUCAAAUGUUCAUGGUACUCAUGGUUAUAGUUGGGAGCCAGGUAAAAGCAGAGUCUCCUCUUUAGUGGGUUGUUCAGAGCAAAUCUACUGAACGCAUUUAAGUAGAGACGAUCUUACAAAAAUUGUUUUCAAAUUGAGCAAGCUCAUUCUCCUUAAACGAACAAAUACAAAAAUUGCCACGUGUGAUAUUUAAAUAAACAAAACAUGAUUCAUUUA